Messenger RNA from Colletotrichum siamense, 1416 nucleotides. It is a transcript of the gene ygiC-0, whose product is annotated as putative acid--amine ligase YgiC. Lineage: Eukaryota; Fungi; Ascomycota; Sordariomycetes; Glomerellales; Glomerellaceae. The transcript has a single exon. The record is from RefSeq and is a predicted model, not a curated record. The coding region runs from base 1 to 1416 and encodes 471 amino acids.
AUGCGUCGUAUUCCAGUUCAGAAACGGCCGAACCAUACGCGCCUAGUCCAAAGCCAGGGUCUAGUUUUCGCAGACCUCGUAGCUCCCGGUGCCUCGGAGCCAUAUUGGCCGGACAACCGGUACUACUCGUUUACCGAAGAAGAGAUACACCUUCUCGAAGGCGCCGCCAAAGACGUUUUUGCGAUGUGCUGCGAGGCAGCAGACUACCUGACAGAAAACCAAGAUAUCAUCACUAAAGACAUGGCGGUGCCCGCUUUUGCCUUGGGCGAGAUUAAAAAGUCGUGGAAUCGAGAGCCUGCAUGGGGCAGUAUUUAUGGACGCUUCGAUGUGUGCUUUGGUGGCUUAGACCAUCCGGACCCUCGAUUGCGGCAGCCCAAGUUCUACGAGUUCAACGCGGACACCCCUACCUCGUUACUCGAAGCCGGUUCAAUCCAAUGGCUAUGGCUGGAACAGACUGGAAAUGGAAGUGAUCAAUACAACAGCAUCACCGAAAAGCUUAUCACGGCUUGGCAACGUAAUCUCACCCUUAUCCAGAAGACGUUGGGACACAAGCCUGUGGUUCACUUUGCGGUAGGCGAAGGAGAGUGUUCGGGGGAGGAUGCCUUCAACGUCAUGUUCUUGAUGGAUACUUGCCAGCAGGCGGGCUGGCAGACAAAGGCGCUUACAGUUGAGGAGAUCUCUAUCUCGAAGAAAGAUGGACGAUUUUACGAUGCAAACGGCGAUCAUCUCGACGUCAUCUUUAAGCUCUACCCGUGGGAGUUUAUGGUGCAGGAGGAAUUUGCACGGUCUUGCUUCCAGGAUAUGGAGAAGAUUGGCUUGCAGGACGAAGCAGGAAAAUAUAUUGGAGGAACCAUUUGGAUUGAGCCGCCGUACAAAAUGUUGUGGAGCAACAAGUCAAUCUUCGCCAUCCUGUGGAGACUGUUCAAAGACGACCCGAGGGGAAAGUGGCUUCUCCCGACGUAUGUCAAUGAGGCACCCUCGUCAAUGACGAGUUUUGCACGCACGCCAAUCUUUGCGCGAGAGGGUGCCGAUGUUGUUCUGCAACGUGAUGGCAAAGUUAUACAGGAUGCAUCUACGGGAGAUUAUGGCGCUGAAGGGUAUGUUGUGCAGGAGCUUGCUCUACUUCCAGAGUUCAGGGCCGCGGAUGGAAACACAUACUACCCUGUGAUAGGAUUGUGGUUCAUCGACGGCGAUCCGGCAGGUAUGGGAAUCCGUGAAGACCGGACACCGAUUACGACAAACACGUCCGUCUUUAUUCCGCACUCGAUUGAGGGUGGACCAGCGACGUACGAGAAACAGAGAAUCCCUGACAACGAGGAAAUUGAGGAGCAAAUGAGAGUAGCUCCAUUUUUUGACUCGUUUGAUUGGGAAGAGAAUGAGAUUGUGAGCUUCAUGAAAAAGGUUGUUCUUGGUUGA